Protopterus annectens (West African lungfish) is the source of this 2943-nucleotide messenger RNA. It is a transcript of the gene OTUD1, whose product is annotated as OTU deubiquitinase 1. The transcript has a single exon. Gene Ontology annotation, biological process: protein deubiquitination. Lineage: Eukaryota; Metazoa; Chordata; Ceratodontiformes; Protopteridae. Bases 359 to 1837 code for a protein of 492 amino acids. The record is from RefSeq and is a predicted model, not a curated record. Gene Ontology annotation, molecular function: cysteine-type deubiquitinase activity.
GUGGCUGAAGUCUCUGUCGUUUGUUCCUGUUCAUUUUGGCAACACCGUCGAACGUGGUGACGUAUUGUUCCUUGUUGGUGUAAACAAGGGUAUCUCGCGCUGGGGUUAGCAAACGUCUGAAAGAUUCUUAUGAUGUAUGAAAUAUUUGGGAUUCCAGUCGCGGUAAUACAGUUGUUAGCUAGGCCUACGCUUAGAACAUAAGCUGGGGGGCCGAGUGAAGACAGUCUCGUGUUACACGUCGACGUGUAUACGGAUUGCUUUUGGCUGAAAGGGUGACGCAAGAUGGCUAAAGUUGGAUUCUGCAUGUGUCGCAGUAAGAAUUAAACUAGCUGUAGUGGGCAUUUAAAGACAUUGGCAGAUGGUGAUGAGUGUUUUUAUUUUUAACGUCUGCCAUCAUCUCGGCCCCUUCUUGGAGGCAUAUGAACAGCAUAUAUAUAUGACGCUGGUGGAUCGAAGAUGCAGCUAUAGCAGCGUACUAACACAUUACCCGGGAACAUCGUUUAAAGUAUCGAUUCCUUUACCCGCAGUCGCAGAAGAAGAGCCUUGCGGACGUCAGGGAGUGGAUGAAAAAGCUGGUGCUAUUGCAGCAAAGGAAGCAACGCCAGUCAAAAUGCCUGCAUUUUCCACCUGCUGUGAAAUUGUUCCUGGUGCAUCAGAUAAGCCCCAGUUUACAUCGGUUGCACAGAUCACUGUAAAACAAAUGGCUGUAGAAAGGGUAGUUCCUUUUCAGAUUAUGAGUGACUGUAAGAACGGUGCAGAAUUUAUUCCAGAUCAGGUGUGUUCAUCUAGAAAUUACUUCCAUGCAUCUCAUGGAGAUUGCUCUCAAGAUGCAGCAGAUAGAUUUGUGACAGAGUCUCCGUGGUUAGAUGGAAUCAUGGAUAAUAUGAGAAAAUCUGUGGAUGUGAACCAGGAGUACCCCCUUAUUGAAAAUGAUGGGAGGUUAAAUGGGGAGGACUCCGACUGCUGCUGCUAUAUCAGGCCGGAUGAGCAACCCGAGUUCCAGUUGACAAAUGCUCCUUACUGUAAUGGCCCCAGUGUGGAUAUGUCAAAUAUUCAGUGUGUUGCAACAAAAAAUAGCGAAAACUGCUAUAGGUGUUUGGAAUCCGAGGCAGAUAUGUACCAGUGUAGAGAAAACGGUGGUAGCUGCACUCCAGCCGUUUCCGAAUUACCGGAAAUUAAAGUUAGUGAUACAAUAAAACAUGACAGUCCUUGGUCUGGGGAGAUGUUUACUAAUAAUGCAGCUGAUAAAAAUGAAAAGAUUGCGCGUUAUUUGGCUGAGGUGGAAAAGCAGAACAAGUAUUUACGUGACAGGCAGAGGUACAGGUAUCUCAUAAUUCCUGAUGGUAAUUGUCUUUACAGAGCAGUAAGUAAAGCGGUUUAUGGAGAUCAGAGUGCUCAUAAAGACUUGAGAGAACAGACUGUACAUCAUAUAGCUGAUCAUCUGGAGGAGUUUAACCCAAUUAUAGAAGGCGACGUAGGGGAGUUUCUAAUUGGUGCUGCUCAGGAUGGCGCCUGGGCUGGGUAUCCUGAACUGCUGGCCAUGAGCCAGAUGUUAAAUAUUGCCAUCCAAUUAACUACUGGGGGUAGUGUGGAAAGCCCCACAGUUUCCACUAUGACCCAUUGUCUUGGGCCAGAGGAUCCCUCAAAGCCUACUAUUUGGUUGAGUUGGCUGAGUAAUGGACACUAUGAUGCUGUGUUUGAGUGGCCAGUAUCAAACCCAGAGUACGAAAAUUGGUGCAAGCAGACUCAAGUACAAAGAAAACGAGACGAAGAACUGGCCAGAGCAAUGGCUGCUUCACUCUCCAAAAUGUACAUUGAACAGAAUGGCUACUCUUGAAGUUCAUUGUGUUAAGACUCUAAGCGUUCAGUACAGUUAUAAACCGACUGUUUCUAAUGGACAUUCUUGAUUUUAGUAAACUUCAACAUUCUGACAUUAGCUGGUGGCACUUUAAGACUGUUCAAAAUAGUUUCUCAGUUGGCAUGAAAACUUAAUCUGUAUUGCUCUGAAUGUUUUUAUUACACUUGAACUUUACAAGGUUGCUGUGCACCCCGUAUUACUAUUUUUGACAUCUUUAAAGCUUACAGUAUUUGUUUUGAAUAUGCUCUGUAUCUUGAUAUUUCGAAAAUCAUUCUUUCCAUUUCUUAAAAUAGUAGUUUGGAGUAAUUUUCUUACAGUGUACUUUUGCACAAAUAGCCACAUUUAAUUGUAAUACUUCUGUCUUACAUAUCCUAUUUUUGGCAAGUGAUUUGUAGUCACUGUGCCUUUGCUUUAUACAAUGGCCACUAUGUGGUAAGCACUUCUGGAUCCAGAUUAGAUGCAUACCACGUUAAAAGUGCUGCUGUACUUGUGUUGGAAUCCAGAAGUGUGGAGCAGCCCUGCUAAUAGGGGAGCCCUGUAUUUUGUGAAGAGCUUAUAAUUUCAAUACUGCAAUUUGCAGUUUUUCUAAAGUGUUAACAAAACUUAUUUAGCUGUACAUGAUUAGUAUUUUCAUACUUGCAUUUAAAAAUAUAUAUUUAAAAUUAGUGUGGGUGGGGGACAAGGCUGUGUUCUGCAUCUGCUAGCCAGUUGGACUGGUGACCAGUAAUGCAACAUGGCCUUGCAGUCUUUUCCACUGAUUUGUUGGGUGUGGGCUACAGUAGAAUCUUCCCACAAAUGAAGAUGUUGCAGUUUUGAUUCUUGAACAUGUGUUGGCUUGGUUUGCUGGGUCGAACAUUUUAAUCUUUGUUGUUGCAAAUUUUUGUCAGUUUUCUAGUUCAUGAUAAUUCCAUAUAUUUAUUGAACAAUGUUAGCUUUUUUAUAGUAUUUUUUCAUAUCAUUAAACUGUACCUACUGAAGUGGUUUGUUUGACAAAGUGCUGAACACCCUUCAUUUUGGAAUUACUGUAUCUUUAUGAUUGUCCUAUUUUUAUUUGAAUUGUGUUAAAUAAAGUUUUUGAUUUAUGA